This is a messenger RNA of Macrosteles quadrilineatus (aster leafhopper), 2133 nucleotides long. RefSeq names its product protein Malvolio-like. The coding region runs from base 372 to 1961 and encodes 529 amino acids. Gene Ontology annotation, molecular function: manganese ion transmembrane transporter activity; cadmium ion transmembrane transporter activity; iron ion transmembrane transporter activity. Gene Ontology annotation, biological process: manganese ion homeostasis; metal ion transport; response to manganese ion. NCBI's taxonomy places the organism in Eukaryota, Metazoa, Arthropoda, Insecta, Hemiptera, Cicadellidae. The record is from RefSeq and is a predicted model, not a curated record. The transcript has 11 exons. Gene Ontology annotation, cellular component: apical plasma membrane.
UGUUAAUUAUGGUUAACCAUAGUUGUAGACAACAGUGGGAGUAUUUCAAGGUUACGGUAUGUGCAGAGUUUGUAUCAUUGCUUGCUUGUGUAAAGUACAGUCUGAGUCAAGCAGGGCUGUGUUGGAGGAAAGUUAACUAAAAUGAAAGGUAAAAACUCCAGAUUGCUUGCAGUGAGAUAUCAACUUGAUAGAUUUGCUGAUAAGCUUAAGUUGUGAACUGCAAUCUGAAUGGCUUCUUCCCCAAAGAUAAACGAUUGAUAACACAUUAUCUGAGAAUGAUGAGGACCUUACGAAUGUGAUCUGGAGUUGGUACUCAGGAUUGGAGUGGGUCUACGUGAGGAGGGUCAAGUAACCUGUGUCGGUAAGUCAACAUGUCAAGCGAACAAGAUGAAUAUGACUGCGACAAUGAUACUCCAAAGAUUCAGAUACCCGAGACUGAAAAUGAUGAUUUCUCGUUCCGUAAGCUAUGGGCAUUCACGGGACCUGGGUUUCUACUGUGUGUGGCGUACUUGGACCCUGGCAACAUAGAAGCUGAUCUACAGGCUGGAGUUGUUACCAAAUACAAGAUCUUAUGGGUUCUCCUGGGAUCCACGGUGCUUGGUCUGAUGAUGCAGCGCCUGUCUCUAAGGCUAGGAGUGGUGACUGGCAGACAUCUGGCAGAGAUGUGUCACCUCCAGUACCCGACACUGCCUCGUCUCUUCCUCUGGCUGAUGAUAGAAGUGGCCAUCAUCGGCUCCGACAUGCAAGAAGUCAUCGGAACAGCCAUCGCACUCUAUCUGCUCUCCAACAAACUAAUCCCACUCUGGGUUGGAGUAGUAAUCACAGUAGUGGACACCUUCAUGUUUCUGCUGCUCGACAGAUACGGACUUCGAAGACUGGAGCUAUUUUUUGCGAUGUUAGUAGCCGUAAUGGUCUUCACUUUUGGAUAUGAGUUUGUGGUGGCUCGACCUAGUGGCGCGGAGAUGUUGAAGGGUCUCGUGGUACCAUGGUGUGAGAACUGUGAUAGUUCUGUAUUGCUACAGGCCAUCGGUAUCAUUGGUUCCACAAUAAUGCCUCAUAACUUGUAUCUGCACUCUGGCCUGGUCAAGUCCAGACAAGUGGAUCGGUCCAAAGCCAAUAAAGUUAGAGAGGCCAACAAGUACUUCUUCUUUGAGUCGUUCAUGGGCUUGACUGUCUCCUUCACUAUCAACGCAUUGAUUGUAUCGGUGUUCGCCAGCGAACUCUACGAACACACCAAUGCGGAUGUGAUGAAGAUUUGCUUGGACAGUGAUGUCCCACAUGAUAACAUUUUCCCCAACAACACAGAGAUUGUGGAGCUGGACAUAUACAAGAGUGGGAUCUUCCUAGGCUGUAGGUUCGGCCUGGUAGCCAUGUAUAUCUGGGGUAUAGGUGUGUUGGCUGCAGGGGAGGGGACGACAAUGACGGGAUGUUAUGCAGGACAACUUGCAAUGGAGGGGUUUCUGCAUCUCAAGUGGAGCAGAUGGAAGAGAGUUUUCUUCACUAGAUCCAUCGCCAUCGUUCCGACAUUCUUCAUAGCGUUUUUCAACUCCAUCUCAGACCUAAGUGGACUGAAUGACAUGCUCAACGCAGUCAUGAGUAUUCAGAUCCCCUUCGCUACUUUGCCUCUGGUUGCCUUUACCAGCAACCCCCAUCUGAUGGGAGAGUUCGUUAAUUGCCGAAUGAAUGUAAUUUUCAUGCUACUGGUCUCUGUGAUGGUGAUUGCCAUUAAUGUCAUGUUUGUGAUAUCCUCCGUUCUACAAGCAGCGCUACAAGACUACUGGUUGCUCUACGCUCUCGCUGCGUAUUCUCUCAUGUACUUUGCUAUGUGCGGAUAUCUUGUGUUACACAUGUACGCUAACUUAUCAGAGUCAAAACCCGCUUUUGCUAAGAUGUUUGUGAAAGGUAGCGACUGGCGGAAUAAAAAUAUCGAUAGCUGGAUAGAAUUACAGAAGAAAAGGUGAAUGUUCAGUGACAAGGUAAUAUUAUUUAGCAAUUAUUUUAUUACUUUGUUUUCUGUAUUGUGUUUGGUUUAGAUUUACCGUAAUUUUGCACUACUUCCAAAAUCUCUUAGUUAAUCAUACCCUUUUUUAAGAGCAAUCUGCUAUGUUUGAAAUACAUUGUAUUGUAUAUAGC